UUCCGAGCGCUGUCUGUCAGUAAGGAAGCGAGUCACCCCGUCCUUGCAAGGACACCCGCCCGUUUAUUUUGGGAUCGUAGACCGAGGAGGAUUAUUAUUCGAACAUGGUGGUGGUAGCAGCAGCGACCGGGGGCGCCCACAAGCUGCUCCUGAUCCCCGGGAAGCAGAGCAGCGGCUCCUCGACAGCGAGCUUCGGCCGGCCCAUUUCGGUCGUCCUGCCGUCCGCCUCUAGCCGGGCGUCGUCGGACUCCGAGUCGAGCAGCUCCGCGGGGCCGCCGGUGCGGAAAAGGCAGCGGCUUACACACUUGAGUCCCGAAGAGAAAGCACUUCGAAGGAAACUGAAGAACAGAGUUGCGGCCCAGACUGCCCGGGACAGGAAAAAGGCCAAAAUGGGGGAACUGGAACAGCAGGUCUUGGAGUUGGAGCUCGAGAACCAGAAACUUCACAUCGAGAACAGGCUGCUCCGGGAAAAGACGAGCGGCUUGCUGAGCGAAAACGAGGAGCUGAAGCAGAGACUUGGGUUGCACACCCUUGACUCCAAAGACGAGGUGCAGGUGUUGGUGUCCGGCGGGAAUGACGCAGGUUUGGGAAUCGGGUCUUCUGAGUCCGCAGCACUCAGGCUACGUGUGUCCGCAGCAGGUGCAGGCCCAGCAGUUCCUAAAUCUGAAGACUUUCCAAUGGAUCCAGAUGGCUCUGACACUGCAGACAAUGAGUCUGAUCUGCUCCUGGGCAUUCUGGACAUCCUCGACCCGGAGCUCUUCCUCAAGACCUGCGAGCAGGAGUGCCAGGAGCCGCAGGUGCUGCUGGCUGGAGGCGGGGACCCAGUACCUGCCGCCACACCUGCGCCUCUGGGGCCCCCACCAGUUAAGCUGGAGGCCCUUAAUGGACUGAUCCAUUUUGACCACCUCUACACGAAGCCGGCGGCGGUGGCCGGCGAGGAGAGCGACGGCGAAGAUGGGAUGGCUUCCUUCCCCGUGGCUGAGGUGGUGGAGGUGGAAGAUGAGCGAGUCUGCGUGAAAGACGAGCCAGAGGAAGUGGUCAUCCCCACCCAGAUGGAUGACUUCCUCUGCACCACCUCCUCGCCCGCCCUCAGCGGCCUGGACAAGGAAGCCUGCCUGGCGGACACCUACAGCGACUCGGGAUACGAAGGCUCCCCCUCCCCCUUUAGCAACAUGUCAUCGCCGCUGUGCUCUGACAGCCCGUGGGACGACAUGUUCGCCAACGAACUCUUUCCCCAACUCAUUAGCGUCUGAACCAACUUGCCAUAUAAAAAAAAUAUAAAUAUAUACAUUCAUUCAUACAUACGUACGUCUGUGUAGCGCCUAGCUAGUCCGUAAGCGUCACCUCCUCGUGUUCUGGCUCAGCAUGCGCUCUCCUUCCUACUACAGCAGGUCUGUAACUGCUAGCGACGCCGCCGUAGCUCAUGAGAGGUGUGAGUUUGCGACAUCACUUUAUUACUGCCGAGGAUUUGAUUGCUCACAAAUGUUUUGUUUGUGCAAUCCAGUAUUUCGGUCAUGUGUGUGGGGGGGGCAUGAUGAUCAUUUAAAUAUGAAGUAUUUAUUUGUAUUCCGCUUCUGGGUCGCUGUAUGGAAACUAUCCUUUGUUGCCCGCUCUCCUUGUCUGAUUUACUGCAUUAAAAAGCUUUUGCAUUGCA
Dunckerocampus dactyliophorus (ringed pipefish) is the source of this 1654-nucleotide messenger RNA. It is a transcript of the gene xbp1, whose product is annotated as X-box binding protein 1. Gene Ontology annotation, molecular function: DNA-binding transcription factor activity, RNA polymerase II-specific; RNA polymerase II transcription regulatory region sequence-specific DNA binding. Gene Ontology annotation, cellular component: nucleus. NCBI's taxonomy places the organism in Eukaryota, Metazoa, Chordata, Actinopteri, Syngnathiformes, Syngnathidae. The record is from RefSeq and is a predicted model, not a curated record.